CGUUAGACACAUGAUAUUCGCGAUUUGUGGAAAGCCUGCUGUCUCCCACUCGAAUGCGAACGAUUCCAUCGGCCGUGGAACCGCCAAGCUUAUAAAAGAUAGUAAUUAGAGGUCAUGGGAUCUUAGAUUCAAUGCCAAUGCUGUGCAGUCACAUGGUAAACUACGAUGCGAUUCUCGUUCGAUUUCGGGUAGCACACAAAUAAUAUAAACACCUAAUAAAAAUAACACAAACUACAGUGAUCGUUUUUAGCAGUACUAUUAUUGUAGGUAUUAAAAACAAAAUUAACGAACUUUCGAUAUUUUGCGGUGGUGUUUCGGAUUUCAUAAUCGGUGUUGUUAGUAUUUUAUAUAUUGGAAAAAUAAAACAUCCGGAUCGUGGAGUUUCGAGCACGUAUCUGGCUGUGGAUUUUUAUCGAAUGCCAAAAACGAUGGAUAACAAAAAAGUGUUAUUGUUAUUGUUGAUGUCUAUGUCAUUUCUGGCCAUAGCUCACUGCACGAUGGACGCAAAGCCAGUAAACGGAAGUACUGAAGUGACCGUCUCAACGUUGGUAGAACACGACGAUCUGCAGAUGGCGGCGUCUGAAAACCAUUCCGUGAGUAACGCGUCAUCCACAACGGAGGCGGCUGAUACCGGUAGCAGAUCGGCACGUCAGCUGUACGCCUCUCAGUUCGUGUUCCCUUCAUACUCGCAGAGUUCACAACGGAGGGCGUACAAAGGCCCGCCUAAAUGGAAAAAGAGACCGGGCAGCCGCUCGAAGCCGAGAAGGCGGCCGGGACCGAGACAAAGGCGCAGGCCUACUUACGGACCCCCCGGAUCGCAUCAGUCGAUGGGCCGUUACAGGCGUCUGCCGCCGUUUAUGAGACAGCAACACAACAAUUACAUCGACGCCAGCGAUUACGACGACAGCAUCGAACCGAUGUUAUCACCGUCGUUCGAUUACGGUGAUAAAGAGUUCAUCGAAGAAAUGCCCGCUUCGAUCGUGUACGCCACCGGUGGUUCGCAAUUACCGACGACGGUUGUACGCAAGCGACCCAUGUACGAAGAACAAGCGUCCAUGCCGGCCGCCGCCGUCAUUCACUUGCCGUUGCGAAUCACCAAGCAGCCCACUACCACUACGACGGUACGGCCUUCCGUCGACGCCAUGGAAAAACUCAAGCAACUCGUACACGAAGCUAUGGACGAGCAUUUCGCCAGCCACCAUCAAGACCUGUACGCGGACGGUUUCGACAAACACGUGUUUAGCUCUAAAUAUAAGCGGCCGUCCGACAAAGAAAAGCGGACAACAGACAGCGUUGCCAAAAACUCGCAGUCGACUACGCAGAGAAACAAGGCCGAGGACACAGACGCUGAAGGAUCGGACGAACGGUUAUCGUUGGCCGAAAUCUCGGCUUAUAUGGGUGCCAAGCCGGCCGAAACCGUGCUCAGCUCCGGCGGCCACCGUUACGUGUUGUCCGACGCGCUACAAGGUUACCAUCAACACAAGACCGACCAACAGUACCUGCGGUACGUGACGCCCCUCGAGGCACUAUACGAUGUGCCCGUAGGCCGAUGGGCUUACCAAUAAGGCGAGCCCGAUCGCCGAAACCUUCUUGAUGUGCACUAAUUAGUCAAUUGAGUUUGGUUUACAUAAAAAGCGUGUCCAGUUCUUCCAGAUUAAACCAAAUCGAGAUUUCCAAAUAUCUAGAGCUGGGAUAGUAGAUACUGCUCUACUUAAAGACUAUUUUCGAUGCCAUAUGAAAUCGUUAUAAUACUUAAAACUUGGUUAAUGCCAUAUUAUUAAUUCGCUAUAAAACACACAAAUUGUGAUUAACACGUGAGAAAAAGUGAUUUCCAAAGAUAAAAGUAUAGGACAAUGUGUAAACGUGAUUUAAUUAAUUACCCGAGAAUGUAUUAAUAGGCAGAUUAAUUUUAUGUAAAAUACUUAUUUUUAAUUUUAUUAAUUAACAUUUUGUAUUUUUCGUGUCUGAAUACUGGAUAGGAGUGUUUAAGACAAAUGUAUCUACACUAGUUUGAUGAAAUGGAAUCGUAUAAAUUUAAACGUCACCUAAUUCGUGAAUCUGCUAAAAAUACUGACAGGUCUAUAACCAGUUUUGAAUAACUACACUAUUGAAGUUAUUAGCAAUCAUAUGUUCGGACGACAAGAAAGUGUGAUCGAGAAAUAGGAACAGGUUAAAAUAUAAUGUUGCAUUCUCUCCCACGCCUAUACUUUUAUAAAUGCUAUUAAUUUCAAGAUUAAUUAAUCGAAACUGGAGUGACAGGAUAAAAUCUUUAGUAGUAUUUUCUCGAUUAUGCGACUCAUACCAGUUAAAUUUUAAUUGUCAACACAGAGCUUAAAAAAUGUAAGUAUAAGAGUAUUAAAAAUAUUACGACAUCAUAAAUCAAGUUCUUCGAUCAACAAAACUAUAGAAUUUGUACUUAGUUUCAAAAAUUUUAAAUUGUUCAAUCGAUGAUUUUUCCAUAUUUCAGUUAAUUUCCCUCUUGUGCUAUAGAUGUUGGGAACCAACCCAAUUUUCUUGUUCACUGCUAUAUCAUUCCAUCAAUUUUUCAUCUUAUCUUUCAAGCAAUAAUGUAUAUUUUUAUGUUUAUUCUGUUUAAAUAAUAAUUAUGUUGUUAUUAAUAUGAUCAAAAUAAGUAUAUAUACAGUUCUAUAAAUCUACUGUACUGCGGACUACAAACAGCUGAAUUAUUAUAAUAUACUAUGACAGCUUCAUAUUAUAUUUAUUCUUUUAGGGUCCUUUUACCUUCGUGUAAAUAUUUAUGUAUUAUUUAAGUACAAAGUAUGUUAUGUUAUAUAUAUAUUUUAUAAAUUAUUUUAGUUUCCCAUUUCUGACGUCACUGAUAUCCAUAUAAUAUACAACAUUAACAUAAGAAUACCGUGUAUAAUAGCGUUAUCCAAAAAGGUCUUUUAUCUUUCUCACGAUACAACGCAUGUUAACUUAAUUUUUUUUUAUAGAAUAAUAAUACUCUAACAAAUAAACUUGUCAUUUUGAUAAAUUUAAGUAUGCAAGAUAUGUGAUUUAUAUUGUUAAAACCAAAGUAUUAUUACAAAAAUAGCAUUUAUGUUAUAAUAAUUUAUAUUAUUAGAAUUAAUGUAAGUUAUUAUAAUUAUUCAAAACUAUAACAGUGCAUUAUUUUCUAAUAAUUGUUAUGUACGAUAUAACGUAUAUUCGUUAUAAUAUAAACAUAAGAAUAUUAUAUAUAUAUACCUGUGUACUUACUAUAUUGUAUUGUGAAUUUGUUAAAUUAUAUUUAAAUUAAUUAUACAUAUUUUUUUUAUUAGUAUCUUGUACAAUUACUUUUUCCCCACAGUAAUAGGUAUCCACAAUAAGCCACGGAGCUCUAAUAAAAUUAAGUUACAGGAUUGAAUGAAAAUGUAUAAAUUUAAAUUUAUUUGUCUUUAAAUUGUAUGAUACGUUUAUUACGUCUAAUCACUACGAUUAUGCUUACAAAGCUAAAAUGAUAACAUUGUAAUGCUGGAUUAAAUAACUGUAAUAAAAUAUUA
This is a messenger RNA of Adelges cooleyi (spruce gall adelgid), 3503 nucleotides long. RefSeq lists its product as uncharacterized. Bases 417 to 1565 code for a protein of 382 amino acids. The record is from RefSeq and is a predicted model, not a curated record. The transcript is spliced from 3 exons. NCBI's taxonomy places the organism in Eukaryota, Metazoa, Arthropoda, Insecta, Hemiptera, Adelgidae.